GGAGGAGGAGGAGGAGGAGGAGGCGAGAGGCACCUACAAACCAAAUCACAAGGACAACAGAGCCCCCUCUCCUUUAUUCCAGUUUUAAGUGCAAAGUGUGAAAAUGUCCAGCCUCUCCAGGAGCAUAGAUGACCAGAGAGGCGUUGGCGUUGGUGAGAGCCCGUCUCACAAACCGGAGACAUCCAGGUACCGCAGCUGGAGCAGCCUCCGUUUCUCAAGAUGGAGAAGUAGCUCCCAGAGGACGACCCCCCCUGCCACUCCGUCCCCAAGGCCAGAGAAGAGGGCCGAUUUGACCAAGACGCUUUUCUCCUUGGUCCAGACUCACAAUGACGACUACACAGCAGAUCCCGAUGGCCUGCUGGACACCAAUGAGGAGGGAAGCUGCGAGGACGCAGGACCCCCACCGGAGCAGUCCACCUACUUACAGAAGCAGUUUGUGUCCAUGCUGCAGCCCGGGGUCAACAAGUUCUCCUUGCGCAUGUUUGGCAGCCACAAGGGUGUUGCUGCUGAGCAGGCCAGAGUGAAGAGCUUUGGCGUGUGGAUCAUCCACCCUUACAGUGACUUCAGGUUUUACUGGGACAUCGUGAUGCUGCUGUUGAUGAUGAGUAAUCUGGUCAUUUUGCCGUGGGGAAUCACCUUCUUUGAAGACCAGAACACCAUGCCGUGGAUCACCUUCAACGUCCUCUCUGACACUCUCUUCCUCAUGGACCUGGUUUUCAAUUUCCGGACGGGCAUCCCGGGAGAGGACAGCCACAUCAUCCUGGACCCCAAAGAGAUCCGCAUGCAUUACCUGCGCACCUGGUUCAUGGUGGACUUCGUCUCCUCCAUCCCCGUCGACUACAUCUUCCUCAUCGUGGACCUGGAGUCCCGGCACGAGUCGUCAGACGUGUACCGCACGGCCCGCGCCCUCCGCAUCGUGCGCUUCACGAAGAUCCUCAGUCUGCUGCGUCUUCUCAGACUGUCUCGCCUCAUCCGCUACAUUCACCAGUGGGAGGAGAUUUUCCACAUGACCUAUGACCUGGCCAGCGCUGUGGUGCGCAUCGUCAACUUGAUCGGCAUGAUGCUGCUGUUGUGCCACUGGGACGGCUGCCUCACCUUCAUGGUGCCGAUGCUGCAAGAGUUCCCCCCGGACUGCUGGGUGUCCAAAAACAACAUGGUGAAUUCCACCUGGCACCUUCAGUACUCCUACGCCCUGUUUAUGGCCAUGAGUCACAUGUUGUGUAUAGGCUACGGUGCCCACCCUCCAGAAGGCAUGAGCGACGUUUGGCUCACCAUGAUCAGUAUGGUCGUGGGCGCCACCUGCUACGCCAUGUUCCUCGGUCACGCAACUAACCUGGUGCAGUCGCUGGAUGCAUCACAUCGCCAGUAUCAGGAGAAGUAUAAGCAAGUGGAGCAGUACAUGUCGUUCCACAAACUGCCGGCGGACGUGAGACAGAGGAUCCAUGAUUAUUACGAGCAGCGAUUCCAAGGCAAGAUGUUCGAUGAGGACAGCAUCCUCGGAGAGCUCAGUGAUCCACUGAAGGAGGAGAUUGUCAGUUAUAACUGCCGAGGGCUCGUAGCCAACAUGCCCCUGUUCGCCAACACUGACCCUCAUUUUGUGACGGUGAUCCUGACCAAACUGCGCUUCGAAGUCUUCCAACCUUCAGACUUCAUUAUACGAGAGGGGACGCUGGGACGCAAAAUGUACUUCAUCCAGCAUGGCACUGUCACCGUCAUCCCGCGCGGCAGCAAGGAGAUUACGCUCAACGAUGGAGCAUAUUUUGGAGAGAUCUGCCUGUUAACCCAGGGACGACGCACAGCCACUGUGAGAGCGGACACCUACUGUCGCCUUUACUCCCUGAGUGUGGACAGUUUCAACGAGGUCCUGGAGGAGCAUCCUUUGAUGAGGAGGGCGUUUGAGAGUGUGGCUGUGGACAGACUGGGCCGCGUCGCUCGCAGACCCAGUUAUCAGCCUCCUGCAGCUGAGUGACGUCCUCAGUGAACAUCAGAAAGAGACUCCUGCCAGAGACGUGGAGGACAUUUGUCACACUUCGACGGAACUUGAAAACACAAACAGAGUAAAUUUUAGUAAUUGCUGUUCACUUUAGUGCUCAGUGAUCAGCCUG
Molecule: messenger RNA, 2105 nt
Organism: Plectropomus leopardus (leopard coralgrouper)
Lineage: Eukaryota; Metazoa; Chordata; Actinopteri; Perciformes; Serranidae
Gene: hcn3
Product: hyperpolarization activated cyclic nucleotide-gated potassium channel 3
Biological process (GO): potassium ion transmembrane transport; regulation of membrane depolarization; sodium ion transmembrane transport
Cellular component (GO): HCN channel complex; dendrite; axon
Molecular function (GO): voltage-gated potassium channel activity
Source: RefSeq, a predicted model, not a curated record